CCGUGCAGCCUGGCGGCUUUCCUGCCACCGUGACCAAUGUGGACCGAGUGACGAGGAGAGAGAUGCUGGGUGACGGGGUGUUUUAACAUGAUAUAAAACCCCAGCCAUGUCCCCGGAAGUGAGUCUGGCAGCCUGCUCAAGCAUCACCCCCAAUCUUCGCACACCUGCACACUCAUCAAGAUGCUCUCUCGACGAAACCUCCUAGGGCUGGUGGCCACCGGCACCCUGGUCAGUGCCGGACCCUGCGAUAUCUAUGCCUCCGGCGGGGCUCCAUGUGUCGCCGCGCACAGCACCACUCGUGCCCUGUACAGUGCCUACAGCGGUCCUCUCUACCAGGUCAUCCGGGGCUCCGACAGCACCACCAUAGACAUCUCGCCUCUCACGGCCGGUGGGGUGGCCAACGCUGCGGCCCAGGACACUUUCUGCGCCAGCACCACCUGCCUGAUCUCCAUCAUCUAUGACCAGUCGGGCAGUGGGAAUGACCUCACCCGGGCUCCCCCCGGUGGGUUCGAUGGUCCCGAGGCCAACGGCUACGACAACCUGGCCAGCGCCAUUGGCGCCCCCGUCACGCUGAACGGCAACAAGGCCUACGGGGUCUUCGUCUCGCCCGGCACCGGCUACCGCAACAACGAGGCCAACGGCACCGCUACCGGGGACGAGCCGGAGGGCAUGUAUGCGGUGCUGGAUGGCACCCACUACAACGAUGCCUGCUGCUUCGACUACGGCAACGCCGAGACCAGCAGCACCGACACGGGCGCCGGCCACAUGGAGGCCAUCUACUAUGGCAACAGCACCACCUGGGGCUACGGGUCCGGCAGCGGCCCGUGGGUGAUGGCGGAUCUCGAGAACAACCUGUUCUCCGGCCAGGCGGAGGGCCUCAACUCGGCGGACCCGUCCAUCUCCUACCGGUUCGUCACGGCCGCCGUCAAGGGCGAGCCCAACCAGUGGGCGAUCCGCGCCGGCAACGCGGCCUCGGGGGCGCUGUCGACCUUCUAUAGUGGCGCGCGUCCCACCGUGACCGGCUACAACCCGAUGAGCAAGGAAGGGGCCAUCAUUCUGGGUAUCGGCGGCGACAACAGCAACGGCGCGCAGGGCACCUUCUACGAGGGGGUGAUGACCUCGGGCUAUCCGUCCGACGCGACCGAGGCCUCGGUGCAGGCCAAUAUCGUGGCGGCCAAGUACGCGACCACCUCGCUGACCAGCGGCUCCGCCCUGACCGUGGGGUCCUCCAUCUCCUUCCGCGCCACCACCACCGGCUACACCACCCGGUAUCUCGUCCACAGCGGCACCAGCGUCGUCACCGAGGUCGUCUCCUCCUCCAGCUCCACCACCCUCCAGGAGCAGGCCAGCUGGACCGUGCGCACCGGGCUGGGCAACUCCGCCUGCUUCUCCUUCGAGUCCGUCGACACCCCCGGCAGCUACCUCCGCCACUCCGACUUCGUCCUCUACCUGAACGCCAGCGACGGCACCAAGCAGUUCAACGAGGACGCCACCUUCUGCCCCCAGACCGGGAUCAACAACUCCGGCUCCGGCUACCUGUCCAUUCGCUCCUGGAACUACCCGACCCGCUACUUCCGCCACUAUGAUGACGCUCUGUACAUCGCCAGCAACGGUGGCGUGCACACCUUUGAUUCGGCGACUUCCUUCAACGCCGAUGUCACCUGGGCCAUCAGCACCGGCUUUGCUUCUUAGUCGGGGGCAUACGGGGAUGGCUGGUGGCAGAUGUGUGAGGGUGAGGAUUGAUAAUUGCAUGCGAAGAAAGCCUGUAAAUAGCUCGUCU
Messenger RNA from Aspergillus saccharolyticus JOP 1030-1, 1780 nucleotides. Its product is annotated as alpha-L-arabinofuranosidase B. Lineage: Eukaryota; Fungi; Ascomycota; Eurotiomycetes; Eurotiales; Aspergillaceae. Bases 181 to 1692 code for a protein of 503 amino acids. The transcript has a single exon. The record is from RefSeq and is a predicted model, not a curated record. Gene Ontology annotation, biological process: arabinan metabolic process; pectin catabolic process; L-arabinose metabolic process. Gene Ontology annotation, molecular function: alpha-L-arabinofuranosidase activity.